AUGGUGUCCUUACGAUCCCCGUUGCGUCGACAACUAUGUUUGAAUUGUUAUCGCCAUCAGCAACCACGAUUACAGCCACGAAUACCACCACUUGUCGUCCGGUCAUUUCAUGCGUCCAAACCACGACCCAGUCCACUUUUACCGCUUCCUGCAGUACUGCUGACAGCGCUCAAAACUGGAAAGCUUGUCAGCUUAGUAUCGCUUUCAUCCAAGACAUCUCUGACGUUGCUUCCGCAUACCUAUCGUCGUGAUCGUGGCAAGUUUGUCUUCAAGUUGUUGGCCAGUGUUCCUUUGCUCGGCAUUGCUUUACUCUUAAUUGUUGGUUUAGAUAAGGCACCCAAUACAUCACGGCUGCGGUUAAUCUAUUUGACCGAGACCGAAGCAGACGAGUACAUCAAUUUGGCGAUCGGCCAAGUGCUUAGCAACCAAAUCGGGUUGAUUGCACCUCGCGACGAUCCUCUCCACUUGUGGGUUGAGGAAGUAGUGGACAACAUAGCCACGGUCGCUGUCGACGACGUGCGCGAACCUGUGCGACUCUAUGACAGACUCGAUCCGGCCAAAAGGAAUUUCAAUGUAGUGCUUGUACGCGACGGUACCACAGAAAAUGCAAUGUGCAUAGGCCCCUAUGUGAUCAUGUAUGACGCGAUGAUCAAGCGGUUGGGGCCACACACGGAUCGACUGGCGGUUAUUCUUUCGCACGAAAUUGCACACUCGAUGCAACGCCAUUUUGUGGAACAAAACGGGCUGGAGUCUCUAUUGCUCAUGGUGGCAGAUAUCGCACGCGCAGUAUUUUGGAUGUUCACUGAACCGCUUGGCCCUUAUGUCAACCAAAAGAUAGAUCAGGCCGUGUCCGUGCUGAUUGCAAACAGUAGCGAACGAUCUUAUAAUCGUGUAUUAGAACAAGAAGCCGACCUCAUUGGACUCAAACUGCUUGCCAAGGCUGGCUACAAUCCGGAAGCAGCAAUCGAAGUAUGGCAAUCCAUGGCACAACAAAGGGAGGAAAUGACGGACGAGUCAGUGUAUGAGGAACAACCACGCGAAAACCUCGAAAUUGCAGCGGCAGAGUAUCUGGAUUCCCUGAUCAGCAACUGGUUUGGAUCGACACAUCCACCUAAUGACGAACGAGUUCAGUAUAUGCGGGAAAAUAUGGAAGAGGCUAUGCAGAUAUAUGAGGAGACGCUCAAAGUAAAUGGACCACCCGUUAGCUCCUGGGACUUUGGUAACGAUGAUGACACGACCUUGAACAAUGAAAGCGAUGAUGGUAGUACAACGGUCGUGGAGGUCGAGCUGAGCGAGAAACAGCGGCGGUGGUACAGGGCUGUUUUGGAUUGGAUAUGGCCUGCUGGUGAUGGUGGUCAUGUACCCCAAGAUGUAUGA
Messenger RNA from Zychaea mexicana, 1377 nucleotides. RefSeq lists its product as uncharacterized. Lineage: Eukaryota; Fungi; Mucoromycota; Mucoromycetes; Mucorales; Lichtheimiaceae. Gene Ontology annotation, biological process: protein quality control for misfolded or incompletely synthesized proteins; mitochondrial protein processing. Gene Ontology annotation, cellular component: mitochondrial inner membrane. Gene Ontology annotation, molecular function: metalloendopeptidase activity. The transcript has 3 exons. The coding region runs from base 1 to 1377 and encodes 458 amino acids. The record is from RefSeq and is a predicted model, not a curated record.